CCACCAUGGCCGACGUCGACACCGCCGCACCCGCGCCCGCCCCCGGCCCAGGCGACGAGCCCAGCAAUGGCAGCUCCUCCGCCGUCGUCACUACAACCACCACCACCGACGCCAUCAUCACCACCAAUGCCGAAGGCAAAAAGGUCAAGCGCAUCGUGCGCAAGAAGCGGCGGCCCGCGCGGCCCCAAGUCGACCCGGGCACCUUCAAGUCGGAGCCGCCCCCGCAGACGGGCACCAUCUUCAACAUCUGGUACAACAAGUGGAGCGGCGGCGACCGCGAAGACAAGUACCUGUCCAAGCACGCCGCCCCGUCGCGCUGCAGCAUCGCGCGCGACAGCGGCUUCACGCGCGCCGACAGCGUGCCCGGCAGCUACUUUUGCCUGUUCUUUGCGCGCGGCCUCUGCCCCAAGGGCCAGGACUGCGAGUACCUGCACCGCUUGCCCGGCUUGCACGACAUCUUCAAUCCCAACGUCGAUUGCUUUGGCCGCGAUAAGCACAGCGAUUACAGAGAUGAUAUGGGCGGUGUGGGCAGCUUCAUGCGCCAGAACCGCACCCUCUACGUCGGCCGCAUCCACGUCUCCGACGACAUUGAAGAAAUCGUCUCCCGGCACUUUCAGGAAUGGGGCCAAAUCGACAGAAUCCGCGUCCUAAACCAGCGCGGCGUAGCCUUCGUAACCUACACCAACGAAGCCAACUCGCAAUUCGCCAAAGAAGCCAUGGCGCACCAAGCGCUCGACCACAGCGAGAUCCUCAACGUGCGCUGGGCGACGGUGGACCCGAAUCCGCAGGCGCAAAAGCGCGAAGCCCACCGCAUCGAGGAGCAAGCGGCGGAAGCGAUCCGUGCAGCGCUGCCGGCGUCCUAUGUAGCCGAGAUCGAGGGCCGCGACGUCGACGCCAAGAAGCGCCGCAAGAUCGAGGGCGGCUUCGGCCUGCACGGCUACGACGCCCCGGACGACGUGUGGUAUGCGAAGGAGAAGGCGGCGCAGCUGGAGGGGCCGGAGCAGCAGCGCUUGCUCGAGGCGGCGGAUGCGAACAACGGCGCGGGUGCCGGUGCCCAGGGAGGCAUCCUGUCCGGAGCGACGCUGGCGGCGCUGCGCGGCGCCGCUGGGCCCGCUAUCACGUUCACGGCGGGGAAGAAGGAGCGCGCCGCGGGGCCGCUAGUCGGCUAUGGCAGCGACGAGGACAGCGAUUAGCGACGAGGUAUGUAAUGUACUACUGCGUUUGAAAGGGAACAAUUUCUAGAUGCGCUGCGUGGCAUGGCGUGACAUGGGGCUGGCUGGAGUUUUUAGGGAAAGCUGCAUAUGCAUAGGUAGGGCAAAGGGAUUAGGUCGUAAUAAAAUGCAAGGUCCGAAAGCCUGUUAGGUACUCAUAACAGCAGCAAAGAGAGCGAGAGCAGCAGCAGCAGCCCCGACACGGCGUUAUUCGAGC
Molecule: messenger RNA, 1428 nt
Organism: Aplosporella prunicola CBS 121167
Lineage: Eukaryota; Fungi; Ascomycota; Dothideomycetes; Botryosphaeriales; Aplosporellaceae
Exons: 3
Coding region: 6-1193 (395 amino acids)
Cellular component (GO): U2-type catalytic step 1 spliceosome; U2-type catalytic step 2 spliceosome; Prp19 complex
Molecular function (GO): U6 snRNA binding; metal ion binding; pre-mRNA binding
Source: RefSeq, a predicted model, not a curated record